Molecule: messenger RNA, 522 nt
Organism: Trichobilharzia regenti
Lineage: Eukaryota; Metazoa; Platyhelminthes; Trematoda; Strigeidida; Schistosomatidae
Source: the annotation of a GenBank genome assembly
AUGAACCAAAGAGUGAGAAGUACUAAAGAUGUAUGGGCAAAGGUUGCAUUGUAUGCAUCUAAAAUAGUUUCCUAUGCUCAGGGAUUUAUGCUGUUGCAACAUGCUCAUCAAACUUUUGGUUGGAAACUGGAUCUUGGUGCAAUUGCACUUAUGUGGCGUGGUGGAUGUAUAAUACGCAGCCAAUUUCUUGGAAAUAUAAAAGAAGCCUAUGAACGCAAUCCUAAUCUUAGUAAUUUACUUCUAGACCCAUUCUUCAAACAAAUUAUCGAUGAAUGUCAAAAUGGAUGGCGUCAAGUUGUUUCUCAUGCAGUACUUAAUGGAAUUCCUACACCGGCAUUUAGUUCUGCAUUAACAUUUUACGAUGGAAUAAUAUGUCCUAGUCUACCUGCUAAUUUAUUACAAGCUCAACGUGAUUACUUUGGUGCUCAUCAAUUUGAGAAGAUAGAUAAUCCAGGCGUUUUUGUUCACGCUGAUUGGACUGGUCAUGGAGGUUCUGUAGCUUCUUCUACAUAUCAAGUUUAA